AUGGGCGGGGUGUUGCCCCGGGUUUGCCAUGCGGCAUCGCUUCUCGUGACACGAGGCGUUUUGGGGCAGACUGCCGCACUCAAUUCCGUGCAGCAGCAUGCCCAGCUGUUGCCCUGCGCAAGCAACUUCCAGCAGUGCAUCACUGCCUGCGGCGUUGCCGAGUUCCAGGCGCUCUACGAGUGGCUGUUGGCGAGCCCACAGCAAGCAGAGGAUGUUGACGUGAUUGCAGCUGGCCAGGCAGCUGACCCGAGAACUUCGGAACAAAGGACCCCCUUGGAGUUGUCGACGUUCCAGUUGCUGCGAGAUGUAGGACUCUCCGUGCUCGGAUCGACUUUGGACUAUCUGACCUUGUGCCAGCAUUCAGAUGCACGGUGCGGAGAGGUCGUGGAACAGUUCAGGUCGGUCCAGGCGAUGGGGCAGGUACUCGACGAGCGCAUGCGGUCUCUUGCAAAGGAAUACUUGCCCGAGACCGGGGUGCGAUCGCCACUUCUUCGGGUCGGGCAUAGUGUGCGAUCAGACUUGCAGGCUUUCUUGCGGCAGUUGCCAGGCCUUUCCGCGGGCCUCGCAGCUACGGAGCUUGGCGCAAGGCUGGCACAGACUGUGGGUCAGCGAGCACGCAUGCUGUCUUGGCAUCUCGGAAUGCACGCAUGGGUUCGCGGACUCCGUGUUCCAGGCCGCGGCGCACCUGUCCUCAUCUUACACGAAGAGUACAUGUCCUUUCAGGACAUGAUUUCUGCCGUGGUAGGCACCAUGGUGCGCAAUGGCCAGAGCCAGAUGGCGCUCGUGGAAGUCGGUGUGCCUCUGGAGGACUGGUACGCACUUGCCGCUGUCAGAGACUUUCCGGGUGUGCAAUAUGCUGGGAUCAUGGCUGAGCCUGACCAGCCUUCUGAGAUCGAAGGGCGAGCUUUCAUCUUCGAGCAGCGACGAGCCGAGCUCCAGACAUCGUUGGGGGACCGUGGUGUGCUCUACCUCGCAUCCUUACAGAGGGCAGCAGAUGCCUUCCCGUCAAGGUCCAUGGACAUGGCCCUGGUUGAUUUCCGUGGGCGCUCUGCGGACGAUGCGCAGGAGCAAAUGACUCUCUGGGAGUCCAAAGUGAAGCCCGGUGGAGUCCUGCUGGGCGUUGGCUUUUGGCCUGCGUCCCCAGAGAUUAUUCUUACUUCGGAAACAGCGAGCUUGCUACCUGACUUCCACUUCCAGAGCGAGGAGGAGGAUCACCAUUCCUUGGGUCUGGCCCUGGGCUCCAGCUACCGGGCAGCGGUGCGGGCAAGACUUGCAUCUCACGAAGUUGCUAUCGACCAGCUUCUGAACAGUAGCAGGUGUCAACAGCUUUUUCAGGAGCUGCUAGCCAACCACGAGAAGCAUGUGCCAGAGCUUGUCGAGGAGCUGCGGGGCAUUGCAUCUGGUGCCAAUGUGUCCAACGAGCGGCUUUUUGCCAUGAGCCUCCAGGAGGAGUUGGCAUAUUGUCAAGAGACUUUGACGGCCACACCCCGAAUAGUCGACCACUGCACCGAUUCUAUGCUUUGCAACUCGCAGUACUGUUUUGAUGCGCACAACGAGGACGGUGAUUUGGCUGACAAGUGGCUAUUUGCUGCUUUCGUCCAGUUCGGGAAGAGCAAUUUCACUGUUCUAAAUUAUGCCGGUGAUCUACUUGGGGGAAUGUCGGCCUUCGCCUUCAACAAGCAGGGCAUUGCAUUCUCGCUGAAUUGGGUGGGUCCGGGAGACUGCGAUCCUGCUGGUCUCGGUCGCAACUUCAUUAGCAGGCAGCUGCUGACAGCGGGAGGUUGGGACGAGGCCCAGCGCAUCAUAUCCCAGCGACAUGCAGCAGGCCACAACUACCAACUCAUGGAUUUCAAGAGUCGUCGAAUCGCGAAUUUCGAGGUUGCUCACGACCAGGUGUCUGAAGUGGCCAUCGGAAACGCCUUCUUCCAUGUCAACCAGUAUCAGACGCUGAGUGUCCCCGAUCAGAUGGUCGGGAACAGCUCCUUGCAUCGCUUGGCGCGGCUUCGCAUGCUGCCAGAGCCGCAGACGCCACAG
Molecule: messenger RNA, 2034 nt
Organism: Symbiodinium necroappetens
Lineage: Eukaryota; Dinophyceae; Suessiales; Symbiodiniaceae
Source: the annotation of a GenBank genome assembly